Molecule: messenger RNA, 1444 nt
Organism: Malania oleifera
Lineage: Eukaryota; Viridiplantae; Streptophyta; Magnoliopsida; Santalales; Ximeniaceae
Exons: 2
Coding region: 1-1098 (365 amino acids)
Molecular function (GO): mRNA binding; translation initiation factor activity
Source: RefSeq, a predicted model, not a curated record
AUGGAUGUGGUGUCACUUUCUAUAUGGGGACAGCUGGCAAUUGCAACUAUUUUCUUCUAUAUGGCUUGGGCGUUGGGCUCCAAGCCUCCAAUAUUUGAAAUUCAAACAGUAGAAGAGCCGUUGCCACUUGCAGGAAGGCAGCGCAGUGAAGUAGGAGAGCGCAGAGACAGGUUAGAGAUGGUGGGAAGCGCUAACAAGCUCAGAUCUGCUUUUUCAUGGGCAGACGAGGUAGAGAAAGAAGAAGAAGCAGCAGCAGCAAGAACUACUGAAACCCGGUUCAGUGAGAAAAGAAAACCAAACCCUUUUGGCUCUGGAAGGCCCAGAGAGGUUGUUCUUCAGGAAAGAGGGAUUGAUUGGAGAAAACUUGACCAUGAUCUCCCACAAUCCUCCCCACAAUUCAGUUCUAAGCUUCCAAAGGAAAAGGAAAAGUCACGGAAAGAAAAAAUUCCUACAGCAUCAACACCGCUGGCCGUCCGAGGAAAGCAGCCACCAAUUCCUCUAAGCAGGGGCCCCCAAGGAAUUUAUUUGCCACAGGAACGACCUUUAGUUCCUCUGGAUCAGGUUCCUGGGGCAUUUGUUCCUCCACUAAGAUAUCCACCGAAGAAUGUCGCCAGCCUUGUCGAUGAAGCCCGUAAUUUUCACAGGCCCCAGAGGAUGGAAAUUCAGCGCCGGGGUUUUCAACACAACCACCAUGAGGAAAGCACAUUUGAUGAGCUUGAGCUGAAACAGUUUCACAAAUUUGGGAGCUCAAGGCCUAGUAGGAGCCAGAGUCAUCAGCAUAUUGGUCAUUUCUCUAUUGAAGAGGGGAGCAAAAGAAUUUUCAAUGAAGAGGAUUUUGCAAAUCGGGCAGGGCGAAACGCAGAUUUUAGUCAUGGGAAAAGGAGGAAAUUCUGCAAACGGAGCUUGGCGGGUUCGCGUCGGGUAGACGAAAGAAGAGAAGAUUUUGUCAUUCAUGACUACCAGUUUCUGCCAUCUGCUGAGGAGAGAAACUGGAAGAACACACAAGAUGGACAUGAAGACGAUGUACUUAGGAGGCAUUCCAUGGGACAAUUGUCUACUAAAUCUGUAAAGAAUAGAGGAAGGAGACUGAACCACUAAGAUUCAGUAUACAGGGGAAAUGGAAAUUUGAUAUUGGAAUUUGAUAAUCAGUUGUAGAGAAUUGGUGGGAAUUAGGGGCAUCCCACUGGAAAUAAUUAGCUUUGGUGGUAGACCAAAUGCUGAUGCUAUCUGGAGCUUAACACUAGGUUUUUUUUUUUUUUUUUGAACUUUAUGGAGUUGUGCGAGGAGCAAAAGGAUCAUCUUCCACCAUUUCUCUUUUUCAUUUGCUUCUUUACUGAAUUGUAUGCUUGUUUUGAGGUCGAACAAAUGUUUGAUAUAGAAUGAAAUAGGUUGAAUGUGAUUGAAAUAAAAAAUUAUAUAAUAAAUUUUUAAAAUUUACAAAUCA